AUGUCUCAUGAUCCGUUUUGGUCACAGUCCCUCUUGACCCAACUUGAAUCCAUCUCUCCAGACUACAGUUUUGCCACACUUAGCAGCGAGAACAAGAUUUAUCAAUGGAAAGAGUCAACGCUAGCGGCCGGUAUGAUGCUGGAAGAAAAAGAACUGAAACAUGGAGAUGAUGUUGUUGCAACCAUUACACCGACAUCGUCCGAAGAGGAGACUGUAUCACCAAGCAGUUCUUUCAACGACUCCGAGAUGAUCAGCAACGAGGAAAUGUGUAAAAGUCGCAAGAGUGCAAGUGUCAUAUCCAAAGCGGCUCGAAAGCAGAAGAAUAAGAAGGCAAGGAAUAAACGUACUGAUGAUGACGACGAUGCCCAAUCCGUCGCCUCCAACAUUAGUCAAAUCCGUGCCAAGCAAAAGCUCCUUCGAUUGCAUAGUGCAAGCAAGUUGGCCGAAUCAAGACGGCGUCUGUCUCUCCAACAGCAGUCAAGCUUUGGUCAGCAAUAUGUAUCGACAACACGUGAUGCAAGCUCAGUCACCAGUCGUACCACCAUCUCGGAGUGGUCCACAAUGCAUACUCAUACUCCUGGUCACCGGCGCUCGAGCAUUCCUCGUCAAGUUGUGGUCAAUGGUGAUACCUUGUUUGACGAUCUCCGCCAAUCGCCGGUAAACGAGUCCAAGGAUGCUUUGACUGUCACCACAGAAUCGGAACUAGUCCUGCAAGAACGUCGCUCGGAGGUACAAGAUGAACUUGUUGGUACAAGGCAAACGAUGAAAUACAUGCUUACUUUGUUGCUUGUUGGCGCUUUGGGAUUUUUCUGUCAAGCCGAUCUGUUGAAUAUCGUCCACUUGAGAUUCGGUACACUUGCACAAGGAUUCUUCUUUGAACACCAAAUGAACACAAAUGUGGCUGCGAUCACGAGCAUGAAGUCCAUUGAAGAGCCGGUAUGCGAUCAGCAACUUGAUGAAUCUUCUAAGAGUAUGGACCUUCCAAAUGAAGCCAUUUCCAUGGACGACAAACUCAUUAGCAAAAGUAAGGCCAACAAGAAAGCCAUCCUUGAACGAGCACAGAGAUAUCUACAAUCAAAGAAGCAUGAGUCUAUCUUGGACACAAGCAAUCCUGACUACAUUGGAUUGUUGCUUUCGCAAUAG
Cylindrotheca closterium is the source of this 1143-nucleotide messenger RNA. The record is from the annotation of a GenBank genome assembly. NCBI's taxonomy places the organism in Eukaryota, Bacillariophyta, Bacillariophyceae, Bacillariales, Bacillariaceae.